AUGGCUCCCAACGUAGCAAGUGACAGUUUGCAGCAAAAGAUAAAGGCUGGUGAUGCCUCUCGUCUUGAAAUCCCCGUUCAGACCGCCUACGACUCGCUGUGCCACGACCGUAAGAUUGUCCGAGCUGUUUGGCGUAUCCCUGUGCCCGUGCUCUACUUCUGCGCCUUCGUGUCGAUGCUGUUCGCGCACAUCCCAGCGACGAAUAUGUACGAGCAGGGUUAUGCUGUGUCGUCGACGCUAGCGACUUCAGGCAGCGACACGGUCACGACGGACUCGACAAUGAAAUUCUACAACAUCGGCCAAAUCUCCGACGUCUUUGACUGGUUGACAGACACAUUCGUGCCCUCUGUCUUCAUAACCGAAGACUACAAUGGUAAAGCUCUCACAAAGGACCUAUGGGGUCGCGUAGCCGCGUUCAAUAAAGUAUUGGGCGCUGUUAACUUCCAAGUGACUCGAAAGGCGAUACACACGUGUAUCACGCAGCCAUUCCUCGAGAACUUGUACCCUCACUGCUACGACGCUUCUAACACGACAACGGAGCAAAAGUUGAUCAGCUUCGACACACCUGCGACCGAUGCAAUAGGUAAGAUCAAUGCUCUUAAAGCUCAGGGCGACUGGAUCGACUUCUCCACUGAAGAGCUGCUGAUUACCAUCGUCACGUACAACGGCGAGUUGCAAGGUUACGCUGUUACUGAGAUGCAGUUAACUUUCUCGGAAGGAGGCUCCGUACAGACGAGUUCAUCGACCACACCUGCUCUCUCCAACCCGUACAGUGCCUCUCUCACCACCGCUGCGGAUACCAUCGUCUUGAUGUUCUUCCUGUUAGCGUUGGGCACGCAACUCCGCAGACUGUAUCGAUACCGUCGCUCGGGUAUUAGAACCCUUGUAUGUGGUGACGUCUGGGUCGUUAUCGAGCACGCUUCAACUGUGGCGGUUGUUGCCUUCUACUUCGUGUGGAUUUCCAUCGUUCUGCUCAUGUAUCAAAAGGAAUUCCGGAACAAUUUGGCUUCUCUCGUUGUGACUGGGAAGAACUGGGCAUCUGAUGCUGAGGCUCGUGAUCGGUUGUACGCUGUGAUUGACAGACUCAAAGCGGUGGCUAAGCUCACAGUGGCGCUGCGUCUGAUAGCCACUCUAGCCAUUUUCCUAUUGAGUUUAAGGAUCUUGAAGAGAUUCCGCUUCCACCCAAGACUGAGUAUUCUCACGAGAACUGUGGCCAGUGCUUUGCAUCAGUUUGGUGCAUUCUUCGUCGUAUUUAUCGUCAUCUUCGUGACGUUCGCUGUGUCUGGGACCAUUUUAUUCGGUGACAGAGUCGAGGAGUUUUCGUCCUUGGAAACUGCGAUGGAGACGUGUAUCAAUAUGCUCUUCGGGAACUUUGACUACGACAGUAUUCAAGGGUUGUAUGCCCCCGUUUGUAUGUUUUACUACUGGGGUUACAUGAUCGUCGUGAGUCUCGUGUUGUUGAAUAUGAUGCUCGCUAUCGUGUUGGAUGCCUACGCAGAAGUGAGCAGCGAGAGUUACAAGUCCCAGUACAACUUGGCAGUGACUCGGAUCGUUGAUAAUAUGGUCUGGACCUGUUUACUGUGGAUGAACGACCUUGUGCGUUGCAAAAGUCGGAAGAAUAAACGAGACGUUUCUGCAAGGACUGCACCGCAGAUUGGUGAGACCAUUAGACCUCAAUUGAACUUUGCUGAAUUGGAUAGAGCUGAUGUGGUUUUUCGCGGUCGGAUCCGACCUUGGCUUCUGGAGCGUGGACUGAGCGCUAUGCUCGAGCAGAAGGAGGAAACCCAAACUGGGAACUUGACACCACGAAUGCUCAUGGAAAUGUUCCCGUCGGCGAGUAUUCAAGAAAGUGAAGCUAGAGCUACACUCCAGCAUAUCAUGGAUGGGUUUGUUAGUCCCAACUCCAGCAAUUCAGACGCUCACAAUGGUGAGCAGCAAAGUAAAGACGAAGACGAGACGGUCCAUUCAGCGUAUGUGGUUCGACAGGGGCUGAAUAUAACCGAUACCGUGACGCCAACGGAGGAUACUGACAUCCAGAGAAUGGCUCGACAACUAGCUAUACUCGAACAGAAACUUGACCUCUUACUAAGCCAGAAGCAAUGAUCGCAAUUACUACAAUUACUAUCCAUUUUCCUUCAU
Molecule: messenger RNA, 2139 nt
Organism: Phytophthora nicotianae INRA-310
Lineage: Eukaryota; Oomycota; Peronosporomycetes; Peronosporales; Peronosporaceae
Exons: 1
Coding region: 1-2103 (700 amino acids)
Source: RefSeq, a predicted model, not a curated record